This is a messenger RNA of Cyprinus carpio (common carp), 1025 nucleotides long. RefSeq lists its product as uncharacterized. The transcript has a single exon. Lineage: Eukaryota; Metazoa; Chordata; Actinopteri; Cypriniformes; Cyprinidae. The record is from RefSeq and is a predicted model, not a curated record. The coding region runs from base 80 to 754 and encodes 224 amino acids.
UUUAGUUUUACAUUUUGCAGUUUCUGUAAUUGUACAUUUUAUAUUACAAAACACAAUAUUGUAACAUUUAUUGCAUUAAAUGUGCACUUUCUUCAACAGGAUUGUUGGGAACAUGGAGAGAAACCUGAAUUAUUUGUCAGAUCUGAAAGAGACCAGGUUUGGUCAGCCGCCUCCCAGACACGGUCUGAGCUUGUUGUGGUGGUUUGCUCAUGAUUGUGUUCAGAUUGACUCUAACGGUCGUAUGACUGCAAAGUGCAACCCUACAAAUGGAACUUUUGGCUUUAAACGAUUCCAUAAUAGCGAUAAUCUUCUUCCUAAAAUUAAACUACCAUACUAUGAGGUGGGCAACCUGCACAAUGCUGGCUCACUGCCUGAUUAUGUAACUGAGAAUUAUUCUGGAUAUUCAGACAGCAGCAACAAAGAUCGCAUCAUUGUUUCUUUUAACUCAAGGUUGAACAAGUUUGAAAAGAUUUAUGUGACACAGCACUCAGAUAAGGUGCACUUUGACCAGAAUCACACCUACUGUAUUAGCACUGAUCUUCUGAAGGAAAUUAAACAGUUGAGCCGUGACAAAUUCCUCAAAGGACGCACAAAUCGUUCUGAACAGUUAUCUAUAAGCAUGCCUCCAUCAGUGCAGCGCAGGCAGACAAACACCUGUCAGAGUUGGAAAUGCCGCUGUGCGCUGAUUGGCUGUGGUGUGCUGAUACUGCUCGCUGCUGGUGUUACUCUCUACUGUUUGUUAAAGCCAAAAUAGUUUUAAUCUGUUGCAGUUUGUUGUUCUAGCUAAUUUGAGUCAGUUGCUUAUUUAAAUAAACUUUAACACAUUUAUUAACACGUUUAUUAUUAUGUGUGAUGUUGAGGGUUGCAUGUUUAUCACAGCAUUCUUUUUAAUGGUUCAUUGACUUUGGGUGACACAUCACGUAAUCAUUGUCUUGAUUUAUAAUAAUUUCUGUACUUUUUGCGCUUAUUCUUUGAAAUAUAUUCUUUAUAUUACCUUGUGUAUAGAACUAAAAAUCCAAAAACCA